This is a messenger RNA of Arctia plantaginis, 951 nucleotides long. The record is from the annotation of a GenBank genome assembly. Lineage: Eukaryota; Metazoa; Arthropoda; Insecta; Lepidoptera; Erebidae.
AUGGACUUCGUAAUUGGCGGGCUGGCCGGCGCUGGUGCCACAAUAUUCACAAACCCAAUGGACGUAGUUAAAACACGACUACAGUUGCAAGGAGAAUUACGUGCGAGGUCGGAAACCACGACGAGGUACAGAGGGAUCUUCCACGCUCUGUAUGUCAUCGCCAGAGCUGAUGGAGCAUUAGCGCUGCAGAAGGGAUUGGCCCCAGCUAUGGUGUUGGGUUUCACUAUGAAUUCUGUAAGAUUAGGUAUGUACCACGUAGCAGAAGUAAAAGGUUGGACAAAAAACAAAACCGGUGAUAUUAGUAUUGAGAAAGCAGUUUUCUGGUCGAGUGCAAGCGGAGCUUUGAGUGGUGUUGCUGGCAACCCAGCCUCAGUUGUUAAAACUAGAAUACAAGCUUUAGCUCACCCGAGUAUAGCCGUUGGAAGACAACAUAAAUAUAAUGGUAUGUGUGAUGGUAUCAUCAAAAUAUAUAAAUCAGAGGGUAUUAAAGGCUUUUUUGCGGGGGUGUCAGCGACUUGCACAAGGCUGGCGAUUGGCAGUGCUGCACAGCUCACCACGUUUUCUAAAGCGAAGGAGAUGCUACUCUCCCACCAUAUUUGCCAGUCUUCUCCAUUUGGGCUGGCUUUCUGCGCAAGCGCAAUGAGUGGCGUUGUCGUAUGCCUAAUCAUUUGCCCGUUCGAUGUUGCCACCGUCAGAUUAUACAACCAGGUUAUCGAGACACCCCUGGAUGUGAUAAAUACACGGCUGUAUAACCAGGGUACAGCACUACAAGGCAAAGUUUUGUAUACAGGAAUACUGGACUGCCUAACCAAAAUAUAUAGGACCGAAGGCCUAUACGGACUGUACAAAGGGAUCGGACCACUGUACCUGAGAAUUGCACCUCAUACGACGUUAUCUCUCGUAAUCUGGGAUGUACUAAACAAUUUACUUCUAAGUAAUAAAAAUAGUUAA